Molecule: messenger RNA, 1617 nt
Organism: Fraxinus pennsylvanica
Lineage: Eukaryota; Viridiplantae; Streptophyta; Magnoliopsida; Lamiales; Oleaceae
Source: the annotation of a GenBank genome assembly
AUGGCGGAAGACGAAUCGAGAAUCUCCAUAGCCAAAACUUUCCGUGUGAAGCCGAAGCUCCGACCCACGUCAAAUAAAGCCACACCAACUCCAGAAUCCAAGUUCUGGAAGUCCUUCAAAAUCCCUAAAGACAUUGAAUUUACUCCAUCAAAGUCUGUAAUUUACCCUAUAACUUCAAUUGCGUUUUCCCCAAUUGCUCCUCAUGAUUUUGCCGCCACCCAUUCCGCUAAUAUUUCUAUCUUUUCUGGCAAAACCCUCGAGCCUAAGUCAACUAUCGCCUCUGCCUUUGCCGAUUCCGCAACUUCCGCCGCCUUCCGCUGUGAUGGGAAGCUUCUUGCUGCCGGAGAUUUGACUGGGACAGUUCAUGUCUUCGAUGCGAAGUCCCGGACCCAUCUCCGCCGUCUGAAGUGUCACUCCGCGGCGGCGCGUCUUGUGCGCUACCCACGCGCUGAUGAUAAGUUUCACUUAUUCUCGGGUGGUGAUGAUUCUGUUGUGAAGUAUUGGGAUGUUACUACUGAGACGUGUCUAUUUAAUCUUUUGGGCCAUAAGGACUAUGUCCGGUGCGGUGAUGCUUCCCCUGUGAGUGAUGAUAUGUUCGCAUCGGGAUCUUAUGAUCACAAGGUAAGGAUUUGGGAUGUUCGGGUUUCGAAUUCAGGGUCUGUUAUGGAACUAAACCAUGAAAAACCUGUUGAAAGUGUGCUUUACUUGCCGUCUGGUGGCUUAAUUGCUACUGCAGGUGGUAAUUUUGUGAAGAUAUGGGAUGUGAUUGGAGGUGGAAAAUUAUUGUAUUCAAUGGAGAGUCAUAACAAGACUGUGACUUCGCUUUGCAUCGGGAAAAUUGGAAAAGAAAGUGGAGAAGAGGCUCAGCAGUAUAGAAUUUUGAGUGUUUCAUUAGAUGGUUAUAUGAAGGUUUUCGAUUAUGCAAAGUUCAAGAUUACUCAUUCCAUGAGGUUUCCAAAUCCUCUUUUGUCAGUUGGAUUCUCGCCGGACUGUUCAACGCGGGUGAUUGGGACUACGAAUGGAACUUUUUAUGUCGGAAGGAGGAAAACGAAAUUGGAGAGUGAUGGCCCGGGAGAUGUUGUUGGGUUGGGAGAUGUAGAGGUUGACCCCGAGAGAAGGGUUAUAAGGCCUACUUAUUUUAGGUACUUCCAUCGAGGGCAAAAUACGAAGCCUUCAGAAGGGGAUUACUUGAUUACGAGACCAAGGAAAUUGAAGUUUGCCGUGCAUGAUAAGUUAUUGAAGAAGUUUAGGCAUAAGGAGGCAUUGGUGGCGGCUUUGAGUGGGAAGAAUACGGAGAAUGUGGUGGCUGUUAUGGAGGAGUUAGUGGCUAGGAAGAAGUUGCUGAAAUGCGUAUCUAAUUUGGAUGAAGAAGAGCUCGGAUUGUUAUUGGGAUUUCUGCAGAAGUACUCUACAAUGCCAAGAUAUGCCGGGUUUUUGAUGAGGUUCACGGAGAAGGUUGUUGAAAUGCGAGCUGAUGAUAUAAAAUCUUCUGAUCAAUUAAGAGGUAAUAUUAGAAAUCUGAAGCGAGAUGUUGAAGAGGAAAUCAGAAUACAACAGUCCAUGCAAGAAAUACAGGGUAUUAUAUCUCCAAUGCUUAGGAUUGCUGCAAGGAGAUAA